GGAGGGGACUUUCAGUCAGAGAAAAGCUCCGGCAAAUGCUUCCGCCUUUGACAUAUUUGGGAGAAGAAAAUCUGGGGAGGAGGAAGGAAGGAAAGAGGGAAAUUAAUUCUAUGAAGCCAUUUCUACCAUGAUGAGAAACAAACCAGCAUCUAGUGGAUAUUGUGAAAUUUGGAGACCAAAAGUGCAAUAAGGAAAAGAAAAGAGAAACAAUCCCCUCAAGGUGCUGAUCUAGCUAAACUCUUAAACUCACUUUGGAUCAGAAAAAAAGAAUAGUCAAGCACCCAUAUUGCAGUUAAACAUAUAGAUCAUUCUCAACAUGGAGGAGAAAGAAUAUAAAUGUACUGAAUGUGGAAAGAGCUUUAAUCAGCAUGGACAUCUGCAAUUACAUGAAAGAACUCACACUGGGGAGAAACCCUAUGAAUGCCUGGAGUGUGGAAAGAGCUUCACUCAGAAUGGGCAUCUACAUAAACAUCAAAGAACUCACACUGGAGAGAAACCCUACAAAUGCAUGGAAUGUGGAAUGAGGUUCACUGACCGUGGGCAUCUACAAAGACAUCAGAAAAUUCACACUGGGGAAAAACCCUAUGAAUGCCUGGAGUGUGGAAAGAGCUUCACUGUGAAUGAACAUCUACAAUCACAUCAAAGAACCCACACUGGGGAGAAACCCUUUACAUGCCUGGAGUGUGGAAAAAGCUUCACUCAGAAUGGACAUUUACAUAAACAUAAAAAAACUCACACUGGAGAGAAACCCUAUAAAUGCAUGGAAUGUGCAAAGAUCUUCGCUGACAGUGGACAUCUACAAAGACAUCAUAGAAUUCACACUGGAGAGAAACCCCAUAAAUGCCUGGAGUGUGGAAAGAGCUUCACAGUGAAUGAACAUCUACAUUCACAUCAAAGAACUCACACUGGGGAGAGACCCUAUAUAUGCCUGGAGUGCGGACAGAGCUUCAGUCAGAAUUCACAUCUAUAUAAACAUCAGGUAACUCACACUGGGGAGAGACCCUAUAAGUGCAUGGAGUGUGGAAUGAGUUUCACACAGAGCGGAAGUCUACAUAGACAUCAAAGGAUUCACACAGGGGAGAAGCCUUAUAAGUGCAUUGAAUGUGAAAUGAGGUUUACUCAGAGUGGAGAUCUAUAUUUACACCAAAGAACUCACACAGGGGAGAAACCCUAUACAUGUAAGGAGUGUGGAAUGAGUUUCACUUACAGUGGACAUCUAUACACACAUCAAAGGACUCACACUGGAGAGAAACCCUAUACAUGCCCUGAGUGUGGAAAGAGCUUUGCUCGUAGUGGAAAUCUACAUAGACAUCAAAGAACUCACAAUAGGUAGAAACCCUAUAGAUGGCUAAAGUGUGAAAGGAGCUUCUAUCAUAGCCAGCUCUGAUAGCAAGGAUGAGGUGUGACUGGAAGGACCAGCGAGGAAGUGGAGGUCAGCAGCUCCCAGCAGUCACCUCGCCAUAGCUCAGCCUUCAGCAGUAACAACAACAACAAUUUUAUUUUUAUACCUCACCCCAUCUCCCCGAAGGGACUUGGGGCGGCUUACAUGGGGCCAAGCCCAGUCAACAACAAUAAAACAGAGCAAUAAAACAGAUCAAAUAACAAUAAAAACAAGUCAUAAAAAUCAUUACCCAGAGGUCUGAGCAAUCACUAAACAGAGGUCUGAGCAAGCUGGGCCAAAUACAUCAGGACCAAUUAAUGAGGUUUUAAAUAUGCUCCCACCUUUGUAAUGCAGAAAAAAGUGUAUAGAGUUUCUCAGGUGUGCAAGAUUAGCAGAGAAAGAAACAUUCAACAUGCAACACACCAGUGCCUUAAAUGAAGAAAUAGUUUUCUAAGAUCUACAGAAGUAUUCGCAGGGACACAUCAGCAAGCGAAAGUCCAAAAGUGGCAGGCUAAAACACGGAAUCCCAAUCAGUGACUGACGCCGGAUGAGAGACUCCCUCCUGGGAACACAGAAGACUGGGCGACUUGGAAGGCGCUGAACAGACUGCACUCUGGCACCACGAGAUGCAGAGCCAACCUUAAGAAAUGGGGCUACGAAGUGGAGUCCAUGACAUGCGAGUGUGGAGAAGAGCAAACCACAGGCCACCUACUACAAUGCGGUCUGAGCCCUGCUACAUGCACAAUGGAGGACCUUCUUACAGCAACACCAGAGGCACUCCCAAGUGGCCAGCUUCUGGUCAAAGGACACUUCAUAUAAUGCCAAGUUUUUUUUUAACAUUGCUUGUGUUUUCAAAUACUUUGCAACUUGUACCCUUGGUUCGCUUCUGACAUGAUAAAUAAAUAAAGCUUAGAUGUUAGGAUA
This is a messenger RNA of Anolis carolinensis (green anole), 2305 nucleotides long. RefSeq names its product zinc finger protein 436-like. Bases 317 to 1333 code for a protein of 338 amino acids. Gene Ontology annotation, biological process: regulation of transcription by RNA polymerase II. Gene Ontology annotation, molecular function: DNA-binding transcription factor activity, RNA polymerase II-specific. The record is from RefSeq and is a predicted model, not a curated record. Gene Ontology annotation, cellular component: nucleus. The transcript is spliced from 2 exons. NCBI's taxonomy places the organism in Eukaryota, Metazoa, Chordata, Lepidosauria, Squamata, Anolidae.